AUGGCGGACAUGCAGGAACUUCCUGUACAAACUGCUAAGAAAGCUUCGUACAUCCAUGACGAAGAUGCAUUCGACGGCCAACCCAGCUUGGUUAUCGAAGAAAUAGCUUACGAAAGAAAUGGCCUCAAAGGAAUCGUUAACUCGCCAUAUGUCUGUGGUGCAGCUCUGCUCGCAUCGUUCGGAGGACUAUCAUUUGGUUAUGGAGUAAUAUCAUUGAUUCUGGUGAUGCCUCAAUUCAUCGAUCAAUUCCCCCAGGUGGACUCCAAUGCCCCACGGUACGGCUUUCACACCGGUUUCCUCACAGGAAUGCUAGAGCUUGGCGCUUUUGUGGGGUGUUUAUUCUUUCCGUAUGUUGCGGAUCGAAUUUCAAGGAAAUGGGGCAUCAGCAUUGCAACUGGAUUUUUCUGUGUCGGUGCCAUCAUUCAAACAGCAGCCAAUGAAUACGACACACUUGUGGCUGGGAGGUUCAUUGGUGGUAUUGGUGUCGGUACAUUGGCAAUGGGUGCACCGCUGUACAUUUCCGAAAUUGCUCCACCUAACUUACGAGGUUCUCUGAUGGUGCUUGAGGCUAUUAGUAUCGUGAUUGGAGCCGUGGUUGCUUAUUGGAUUACAUAUGGUACAAGGGCGGUCAGCGGAGAUUGGGCAUUCCGAUUACCAUUUCUUCUCCAAAUGAUCCCAGCCCUAGUCGUUGGUUUGGGGAUUCACCUGUUUCCUUUCUCACCCAGGUGGCUCGCCUUACGUGACCGGAAAACAGAAAGCCUGAUGUCUUUAGCCCAGCUACGACGACUUCCACCGACAGACGAAACAGUUCAGUCGGAGUGGAGAGGGAUCCUUACCGAAGUUCGGUUUCAGCGAGAGAUAAUGCACAACCAAUAUCCCAAUACAGGGCCAGCAAUGUUGGAGCUCAAAGGAUGGAUGGACUUGUUUCGUCCUCGGUAUCUUCGCAGAACAGCCGUUGCAAUCGCUAUCCCUUUCUUCCAACAGUUCUCAGGAAUUAAUGCGUUCGUUUACUAUGCUCCCACAUUCUUGUCCAGCUUGGGUCAGAGCUACAAUACCUCUUUGAUUCUCUCCGGAUUAGUGAAUGUUGUCCAGCUAGUCGCUAGUUUUCCCACUCUUAUUUACUUGGACAAAAUCGGAAGACGCAAGCUCGCCAUUUUUGGUGGUGUCUCUAUGGCUAUUCCACAUCUCAUAAUGGCAGGCAUAUACGAAAGUUUCAGCGAUAGCUGGACGUCUCACAAGGGCGUUGGGUGGUUUGGUGUGGCUCUGAUCUAUAUCUAUGUUGCCUGUUACGCUGCUUCAUACGGACCCCUUGCUUGGGUUCUUCCCGCCGAAGUAUUCCCAAGCUCUAGACGGGCCAAGGGUGUCGGUCUCGCGACUGCGACCAUCUGGUUGGCGAACUUCAUAAUAGGAGUUAUGGUUCCUCAAAUGCUUGUCUCUCUUGGAUGGGGUACCUUUUUAUUCUUCGGGCUGUUUUGCGUAGCUGCCGCAAUUUUCUCCUUCUUUUUUGUGCCAGAGACAGCAAACAAGUCUCUGGAGCAAGUCGCAGGUGUCUUUGGGGACUCUCUCAAUCAUACCGAAGAUGAGAUUCAAGCUCGAAUUGAGCAGGAGAUAUGGGCCGAAACCAGAGACCGGGCUUCAAACCAAGCGGGUGCUUGA
Molecule: messenger RNA, 1656 nt
Organism: Penicillium salamii
Lineage: Eukaryota; Fungi; Ascomycota; Eurotiomycetes; Eurotiales; Aspergillaceae
Source: the annotation of a GenBank genome assembly